This is a messenger RNA of Sceloporus undulatus (fence lizard), 1895 nucleotides long. It is a transcript of the gene ACTR8, whose product is annotated as actin related protein 8. The coding region runs from base 77 to 1786 and encodes 569 amino acids. NCBI's taxonomy places the organism in Eukaryota, Metazoa, Chordata, Lepidosauria, Squamata, Phrynosomatidae. Gene Ontology annotation, cellular component: Ino80 complex. The record is from RefSeq and is a predicted model, not a curated record. The transcript has 13 exons. Gene Ontology annotation, biological process: double-strand break repair; regulation of DNA-templated transcription.
AUCGUCCCCGCCCCGUCGCCAGCCCCUCCAGGAGCAAAUACAGAGCAACUUCAUUGUGGUGAUACAUCCCGGCUCAAUGACCUUGCGGAUUGGCAGAGCAACAGACACACUUCCUGUCAGCAUUCCUCACAUCAUUGCAAGAAGACACAAACAGCCAGGGCAACCCAUACACAAAGACAGUUGGCUUCUUAGAGAAGGACUCAAUAAACCUGAAAGUACUGAACAAAGACAAAAUGGUCUUAAAAUGGUUGACCAAGCAAUAUGGUCCAAAAAGAUGUCAAACGGUGCCAGGCGUAUACCAGUGUCACCUGAUCAGGCUCGAUCUUAUAACAGACAGAUGAGACCUGCCAUUUUAGAACACAGCUCUGGGACAAAAUGGACAAACACUGCACAUCACCCAGAAUAUGUUGUUGGAGAAGAGGCAUUGUACGUUAACCCUCUGGACUGUUACAGUAUUCAUUGGCCCAUCCGACGAGGACAGCUUAAUCUUCACUCAGGACCCGGUGGCUCCCUUACAGCAGUCCUAGCUGAUCUUGAAGUAAUAUGGUCACAUGCAAUCCAGAAAUAUUUAGAAAUACCUCUGAAAGAUUUGAAGUAUUACAGAUGCAUUUUAUUAAUUCCAGACAUUUAUAAUAAACAACAUGUGAAGGAAAUAGUAAACAUGAUCCUAAUGAAGAUGGGCUUCUCAGGAAUAGUGGUGCAUCAAGAAUCUGUCUGUGCUACUUUUGGAAGUGGCUUAGGUAGUGCAUGUGUUGUUGAUGUGGGGGACCAGAAGACAGGUGUCUGCUGUGUUGAAGAUGGUGUUUCACAUCGUAACACCAGGUUAUGCCUUGCAUAUGGAGGUUCUGAUGUGUCAAGAUGCUUCUAUUGGCUUAUGCAGCGAGCUGGAUUCCCUUACAGAGACUGUCAUUUAUCUAAAAAGACAGAUUGCCUUCUCCUCCAGCACUUAAAAGAAACAUUUUGUCAUUUAGACCAGGAUUUAUCUGGACUGAAAGACCAUGAGUUCCAGGUCCGUCACCCAGAUUCCCCAGCUUUGUUAUAUCAGUUGCGCUUAGGAGAUGAAAAAUUACAGGCUCCAAUGGCAUUAUUUUAUCCAGCAACAUUUGGAAUUGUGGGGCAGAAAAUGACAUCUUUACAACAGAGAUCGCAAGGUGAUCCUGAGGAUCCACAUGAUGAACAUUAUCUCUUAGCUACACAAAGUAAGCAGGAGCAGUCUGCAAAAGCAACAGCUGAUCGGAAGUCCAUGUCCAAGCCUAGUGGAUUUGAGGGAGAUGUGCGUGGCCAAUCUGCAAAUGUUGCUGAAAAUCUCUAUCCUCCAGAAGUGGAGUUAGGCACUUCUCACGGAGAGUGUAUUAUUGGUGGAAAUGAUUCUGAAGAACCACUAACAGCUCACAUGUCCAGAAAAACUGCUGUAUCUCAGUUUGAAGGGAAAGCUUUAGGCCUUGACAAAGCAAUUCUACAUAGUAUUGAUUGCUGUGCAUCAGAUGAUACAAAGAAGAAAAUGUAUAGUUCAAUCCUGGUAGUAGGAGGUGGUCUGAUGUUUCACAAAGCCCAAGAAUUUCUUCAGCAUAGAAUUCUCAACAAAAUGCCUCCUUCUUUUCGGAGAGUUGUUGAAAAUGUAGAAGUCAUUACCAGACCUAAGGAUAUGGAUCCUCGCUUGAUUGCUUGGAAGGGGGGUGCUGUUUUAGCAUGCCUGGAUACAACACAGGAGCUUUGGAUAUAUCAACGAGAAUGGCAGCGUUUUGGUGUCCGAAUGUUACGUGAAAGAGCAGCUUUUGUGUGGUGAUACAGUAAAGUUUUAGAGAUGAUGGAAUGCUGGUUGUAAUGUUUUUCCUUUAGAAUUCCAAACUUGCCCAUAAUCCUUUUUUUAAAUAAAAUAAAAUAAAGGAAAUGUA